GUUCUGCUUUACAAUGGCCAACUGGAUAUCAUCGUGGCAGCCGUCCUGACAGAGCGCUCCUUAAUGGCCAUGGAAUGGAAGGGAUUACAGGAAUACAAAAAAGCAACAAGAAAGGUUUGGAAGGUCUUCAAAUCUGAUACCGACGUGGCUGGUUAUGUGCGACAAGUGGAUACAUUCCACCAGCACCCCCAGCACCUCCUGUGCACCAACAGGGGGCUCCGCGCCGUGCCCAAGACCAGCUCACUGCCUAGUCCCCAGGACGUGCUCACCUACAGCCUAGGCGGCAACUUCAUCACCAACAUCACCGCCUUCGACUUCCACCGCCUGGGGCAGCUCAGGCGGCUGGACUUGCAGUACAACCAGAUCCGCUCUCUCCACCCCAAGACCUUCGAGAAGCUCUCCCGCCUGGAGGAGCUGUACCUGGGGAACAACCUCUUGCAGGCGUUCGCUCCUGGCACGUUGGCUCCGCUGCGCAAAUUGCGCAUCCUUUACGCCAACGGUAACGAGAUUGGCCGCCUUAGCCGCGGCUCCUUCGAGGGCCUGGAGAGUCUAGUGAAGCUACGGCUCGACGGGAAUGUGCUGGGAGCCCUGCCGGACGCAGUCUUCGCUCCCCUGGGCAACCUGCUCUACCUACAUCUGGAGUCUAACCGGAUCCGCUUUUUGGGCAAGAAUGCCUUCACCCAGCUUAGCAAGCUUCGAUUCCUCAACCUCUCUGCCAACGAGCUGCAGCCCUCCCUGCGCCAUGCAGCCACCUUCAUCCCUCUGCGGUCCCUCUCAACUCUCAUCCUCUCCUCUAACAGCCUGCAGCACCUCGGCCCCCGCAUCUUCCAGCACCUGCCACGCCUUGGCCUGCUCUCCCUCAGCGGCAACCAGCUCACACAGCUCGCACCAGAGGCCUUUUGGGGCCUGGAGGCCCUGCGAGAGCUGCACCUUGAAGGCAACCGGUUGAGCCAGCUUCCCCUAGCACUGCUGGAGCCUCUGCACAGCUUGGAGGCGCUAGAUCUGAGCAGCAAUGAGCUUUCUGCUCUGCAUCCCGCCACCUUUGGCCACCAGGGCCGUCUACGUGAGCUCAGCCUGCGCGAUAACGCUCUCAGAGCCCUUUCUGGAGACAUCUUCGCUGCCAGCCCGGCUCUCUACCGCCUAGAUCUAGACGGCAAUGGUUGGACCUGCGACUGCCGUUUGCGGGGUCUGAAGCGCUGGAUGGGCGACUGGCAUUCUCAGGGGCGCCUUCUUACGGUCUUCGUGCAGUGUCGCCACCCCCCGGCCCUGCGGGGCAAGUACCUGGAUUACCUGGAUGACCAAUUGCUGCAAAAUGGGUCUUGCGUGGACCCCUCACCUUCCCCGACAGCAGGCAGUAGGCAGUGGCCUCUAUCCACAGCUACCGGGGAGGGGAUGACGCCCCCUGCAGGGGGUCUCGCGCAGGAGCUGCCACCGCAGCCCCAACCCCAGCAGCGGGGGAGACUUCUAUCAGGAGUGACCUGGGGCGGUGCUGCCAAGGAGCUCCUGGGCAAUCGCAGCUCACUAAGAUUGAGCCGGAGGGGUCCAGGCCUGCAGCAUCAGGGCCCUUCCACCGCUGCUGCUUCGGGUCCUGCCCCACAGUCCCUGGACCUGCACGAGAAGCUUGAGAGAGGUCGUCCCACCCGUGCCAAUCUUGCUCAAGCGGAGCCCACCUCGACGGCUGAGCCCGCCUCUGGGACACCAUCUGCCAGAGACAGCUGGCAGCGCGCAGCAAGGCAGCGCCUAGCCUCGGAGCAGCAAGAGCGUGCAGCCCUGUCCGACGGUGGGGUGGGUUUGCCACCGCUGGUAUCUGACCCCUGUGACUUCAACAAAUUCAUUCUGUGCAACCUGACGGUGGAGGCGGUGAGCGCCAACAGCGCCUCGGUGCGCUGGGCGGUUCGCGAGCACCGCAGUCCCAGGCCGCAGGGCGGCGCACGCUUCCGCCUGCUCUUCGACCGCUUUGGCCAGCAGCCCAAGUUCCAGCGCUUCGUCUACCUGCCCGAGCGCAGCGACUCGGCUACGCUGCAUGAGCUGCGCGGGGACACUCCUUACCUGGUGUGCGUGGAGGGCGUGCUCGGGGGCCGAGUUUGCCCCGUGGCCCCCCGGGACCACUGUGCAGGCUUGGUAACCCUGCCAGAGGCAGGAGGUCGAGGCGGCGUCGACUACCAGCUCCUGACCUUGGUCUUGCUGGCUGUCAACGCGCUGCUGGUGCUCCUGGCUCUGGCCGCCUGGGGAUCUCGGUGGCUGCGGAGGAAACUGCGAGCCAGGCGGAAGGGAGGGGCCCCGGUCCACGUUCGUCACAUGUACUCCACCCGACGGCCACUGCGGUCCAUGGGCACAGGUGUGUCUGCGGACUUCUCGGGCUUCCAGUCGCACCGGCCCCGCACUACUGUGUGUGCCCUCAGCGAGGCGGACCUCAUUGAGUUUCCCUGUGACCGCUUCAUGGACAGCACUGGUGGUGGGGCUGGUGGCAGCUUGAGGCGGGAGGAUCACCUCUUGCAAAGAUUUGCUGACUAG
Molecule: messenger RNA, 2514 nt
Organism: Cricetulus griseus (Chinese hamster)
Lineage: Eukaryota; Metazoa; Chordata; Mammalia; Rodentia; Cricetidae
Source: RefSeq, a predicted model, not a curated record